Messenger RNA from Penicillium canariense, 1275 nucleotides. It is a transcript of the gene gprC, whose product is annotated as protein gprC. Lineage: Eukaryota; Fungi; Ascomycota; Eurotiomycetes; Eurotiales; Aspergillaceae. The transcript has 2 exons. Gene Ontology annotation, molecular function: G protein-coupled receptor activity. The coding region runs from base 1 to 1275 and encodes 424 amino acids. The record is from RefSeq and is a predicted model, not a curated record. Gene Ontology annotation, cellular component: plasma membrane. Gene Ontology annotation, biological process: adenylate cyclase-activating G protein-coupled receptor signaling pathway.
AUGUCUGGCCUUGUCCUUUUGAGUCUCAUGCCGAGAGGCCCGUCAUCCGGGGGCGAGAUGCUUCCCGGAUUGACGAGAGAUGUGUCGCUUGAUAUCGACCCAUUGCCCUUGGUCCAGCGGAGAGGCCUCAUAGCAGUCUCGGUCAUGGCUUGUCUCUCCUUUCUUGCCACAUUGGGACUACUUUCAUUCAUCACUUACCGCCUCAUUUUCUGGCGGUCAAACUAUCAGAGAUACAUCGGUUACAACCAGUAUGUCAUUCUGAUCUACAACCUGGUCUUGGCAGAUUUCCAGCAAUCCCUCGCCUUUUUGAUUUGCAUAAAAUGGAUUGCUACCGAUAAAAUCAAGUCCGGCACGGCUGCAUGCUUCCUACAAGGUAUGUGGCUUCAAAUUGGAGAUCCCGGCAGUGGUCUUUUCGUGCUUGCUAUUGCAUUCCAUACGUUUUUGUUGGUUGUCUGGGGUCGAAAGAUGUCCUACAAGGUGUUCGUCUCCUUCGUCUGCGGUGUUUGGGCAUUCAUUGCUAUCAUUGUGAUCAUUCCCAUCGCCGCAUACGGGGCAGAUGUCUUUGUGCCCUCUGGCGCCUGGUGCUGGAUCAGUGAAGAUUACGAGACCGUUCGUCUCUGGACUCAUUACAUCUGGAUUUUCCUGGCCGAAUUCGGUACUGUGUGUUUGUACGCGGUGAUGUAUUUUCAACUGCGACGACAAAUUGCUGCUUCGUCGAUCCUGGGCAACAGUCAGCUGGAAAGUCUCAAGCGUCUACGACGGGUGGUUGGCUACAUGACAAUCUAUCCCAUCGUCUAUAUCAUCCUCUCUCUUCCCCUUGCUGCUGGACGGAUGGCUACAGCAAACGGCGACGCCCCCUCGCUCACCUUCUUCUGUUGUGCCGGCGCCAUUAUUACUAGUUCCGGUCUUGUCGACGUUAUCCUAUACACUCUCACUCGUCGUAACCUCAUCAUCGAUUCCGAGCCCAGCCAAGACCGCUCCUACAACAAGUUCGCUAGCAGCAAGGGACGCCAUGGCGAAAACCAUCUUACCACAAUUACUGCCGAUCCCAGGAAUCGAACCAGGCUUGGUGGGACCAUUCAGGACCACCAUGAGCGCGAUGGCUCGACCGAUAACAUUGUCCAGCCGGGCGUCGAGAUGGGCCCAAUGGGCAAGGUGUACCAGGAGACCACCAUCGAAAUUACCACCGAGCCCGCAUACCCGUCAGAAGGCGCCAGCGAGCGCUCCAGCAAAGACGAAUUCAGGGAGCCCUCAUCUCGGAUGUGGAAACGAUGA